Molecule: messenger RNA, 1542 nt
Organism: Pieris macdunnoughi
Lineage: Eukaryota; Metazoa; Arthropoda; Insecta; Lepidoptera; Pieridae
Source: the annotation of a GenBank genome assembly
AUGAAAUUCAUAAUUAUUUUAGUUAUUUGCUCAAGUGCAUACGCUAAAGUUCUUUUGAGCAAUGACAUAAUUGAACUGAACACUACGUCUCAGAUAGACUUGCCAACUUAUAAACCACCAGUGGACACUAAUAUAGAACCAAAAUGUGAUAGUGUUAACGAAAUAGGUGGCAUGCUGGAUUGUCCGGAAGUUAAAAUAGUAGAUAAUGGAACUGCAUUAAUUCUAACGCCUUACAUAAAAAUGGAACAAAUCGCAGAAGCAAGAAACCUCAGUGAAGUUGACCCAAAACUUUUUGCAGGCGUUAAAAGUUAUACUGGUUUUUUUACUGUGGAUGAAAAGUAUGAUUCAAACUCGUUUUUCUGGUAUUUUCCCGUGGAAGGAAAACAAGUAAAUGAAACUCCCUGGAUUAUUUGGCUUCAAGGUGGUCCCGGUGCCUCGAGUCUUACGGGUCUGUUUGAAGAGGUGGGACCCCUAAGAGUCAGCAAAUUGGGGGCAAUUAAACGUAACCCGUUUACAUGGAUCCGAAACCACUCAAUAUUAUUUAUUGAUAAUCCCAUUGGAUGCGGAUAUAGUUUCACAAACCACCCGGAUGGCUAUGUCUCGAAUAUGACGACGUACUCAAAACACUUACUGAGCACUGUGAAGCAGUUUUUACAAGUUUUCCCCGAGUUGCGAUCAGCGCCAUUGUAUAUAGCUGGUGAAUCGUAUGCAGGGAAAUAUGUCCCUGCGUUGGGCAUUGAACUACACAAAGCGAAAAGUGAUGGAUUACUAGAUGUAAAUUUACAGGGAUUCCUCAUAGGUAACGCAUACGUUGACCCAUCUAUGAUAAGGAACGUGAACCGUCUUUUCUAUUACGUGGGUUUAAUGAACGAAGAACAGAUGAAGACCAUCGAACCGCUGAUGAAAGCCUUCCAAGCAGAUAUCGAUGCAAAAAACAGUGUCGCUGCUAAAACUAAAUGGAUGCAAAUUGUAACAGUUCUGUUGCUUCUAACGCAUCAACCACAAGCGUACAAUUUUCUCAAAGACGAAUUAACGUUUGGAGGAUUCGCACAAGUUUUAAAGUCUUCUGAAAUAAAAAAGGCCAUCCAUGUAGGAGAUAUAAAAUACAGCUUCUUGAAUUUGACAGUUAACAACAAAAUGGCGCCAGAUUUUUUGAGCAGUUCACAGAAUUUGUUUGAGGAGCUUUUGGAUAAUGGUUACAGGGUUUUGUCGUAUUGCGGCCAUUUAGAUCAACUUCUACCGUGCAUAUCGUCAGCUGAAAAUCACCGCACGUGGCAAUGGAGAGGAAGACAAAAAUUCAUAGACUCCCAAAGAUAUCCGUUUAUGUACAACCAGAAACUUGCUGGGUGGUACAAAAGUGGGGGCAAUCUGACCGAGGCAGUGGUACGUGGGGCUGGGCAUAUGGUACCCACAGACCAACCAGGGAGGGCCCAACACCUCGUGACCAACUGGAUAUACAAGCGACCACUUGCGAGAAUAAAUACGUUUCCAGAACAAUUAUACUUAAAUGAAAUUUUCAAAAAUAUAACAUCACACUCUUGA